Molecule: messenger RNA, 1319 nt
Organism: Emiliania huxleyi CCMP1516
Lineage: Eukaryota; Haptophyta; Isochrysidales; Noelaerhabdaceae
Exons: 1
Coding region: 80-1252 (390 amino acids)
Source: RefSeq, a predicted model, not a curated record
UGACCAGGUAAGGCGCGGCCUGGAGAGGACCACAGUUCACGCUCACACUCGACGCUCGUCCGAUCAUGAUGCACUGCCGAUGCUCGUCGCUGCUGCUGCCGCACCACUGACCUUUGGCACGCCAUGCCCGGCGCCCAAUGUGACCAAAAUCGACUUUGUCGAGGCGCACAGCCUGACGCUCGUCAACAGCCACUUUGACGCCGACCCGGUCAAGCGAUUCCCAUACCACCGUUUGCCCGCUGCUGCAGAGGGCGUGGUGCGCAGCAGCAUCUGGGACCUCUCGCUGCAGACCGCCGGAUUUGCCGUCGCAUUCGAGACGGACGCGGCGGUCCGCUCCAUCUACGUCGAGUACAACCUGACCCACGAGUCGCUCGGCAUGGUGCAUAUGCCCGCGACCGGCGUGUCGGGCGCUGACCUGUGGGCGCAGGACCCGGCGAGCGGCACGUGGAGGUGGGUCGGCACGACCGCGCCGAGCGCCACGCACGUGUGCCAGCAGCUCGCAGCACUCCAGCCGCCCGGCACCGCGGGCGCCGUCCACCCGACUCGCUGGCUCCUGUACUUUCCGCUGUACAAUGGCGUCUCCACCCUCCGCAUCGGCGUGCCGGCAGGCGCGGGCGGGCCGCCCACGCCGUGCGCGGGCGACUGCGGCGGGCUCGGGCUCACCUCGAAGCCCAUCGUCUGGUACGGCUCGUCCAUUGCGCAGGGCGCGUGCGCCUCCAAGCCCGGCGACGCGUACACCAACGCCAUCUCGCGCGCGCUCCGCCGCCCCGUGUCCAACUUUGGCUUCUCGGGCAACUGCUUCUUCGAGACCGACGUGAUGCGCUACCUGCUCGAGGUCGACGCGGCGGCGUACGUCGUCGACUGCGACCCCAACUCGGACGCGCGCGGCCCCGACUUUGUGUACAACAGCUCACUCGCCCUCGGCCGCCUCAUGCUCUCGACCAAGCCGAGCGCGGCCAUCGUCGUCGUCUCGGGGACCAAGGAGGGCGCCGUCUGGCUGCAGGGCGACGACACGGAGCACGCGCGCGGCAACGCGGCGAUCCGUAAAGCGUACGCGGCGCUCGCCGCCGAGUUCCCGCGCGCGCGCCUCACCUUAGUCGACGGCGACGGCAUCUACGCGCAGCAGCCCGAGGACGAGCACGUCUUCUGGGAGAUGACGGUGAUGGGCACGCACCCCUCGUCGCUCGGGAUGGAGCGCUUCACGCGCUUCUGGGUGCCGAAGCUGCAGAAGCUCCUCGCGCCCGCCGUGUAGAUACUUGUCAGAAUAUACUUGUCUCACGCUCGGCAGAAACUUACUUAGGGGUAACUUAGCGAAAAGC